AGCGACAUACUUACUGAAAACAACACUCACAUACUUACUGAAAACAACAUUUACAUACUUACUGAAAACAACACUUACAUACUUACUGAAAACAACACUUACAUACUUACUGAAAACAACACUUACAUACUUACUGAAAACAACACUUACAUACUUACUGAAAACAACACUUACAUACUUACUGAAAACAACACUUACAUACUUACUGAAAACAACACUCACAUACUUACUCUGAAAACAACACUUACAUACUUACUGAAAACAACAUUCACAUACUUACUGAAAACAACACUUACAUACUUACUCUGA
Lottia gigantea (owl limpet) is the source of this 309-nucleotide messenger RNA. RefSeq lists its product as hypothetical. Lineage: Eukaryota; Metazoa; Mollusca; Gastropoda; Lottiidae. The annotation marks the transcript as partial. The record is from RefSeq and is a predicted model, not a curated record. The transcript has a single exon.